Messenger RNA from Pecten maximus, 552 nucleotides. RefSeq lists its product as uncharacterized. The coding region runs from base 1 to 552 and encodes 183 amino acids. NCBI's taxonomy places the organism in Eukaryota, Metazoa, Mollusca, Bivalvia, Pectinida, Pectinidae. The record is from RefSeq and is a predicted model, not a curated record. The transcript has a single exon.
AUGACAGAUAAAGAAUAUCUGGACUAUCACAUGAAAGAUAAAGAAUAUCUAGACGAUCAUAUGACAGAUAAAGAAUAUCUAGACGAUCAGAUGAAAGAUAAAGAAUAUCUGGACGAUCACAUGAAAGAUAAAGAAUAUCUAGACGAUCACAUGACAGAUAAAGAAUAUCUAGACGAUCACAUGACAGAUAAAGAAUAUCUAGACGAUCAGAUGAAAGAUAAAGAAUAUCUAGACGAUCACAUGACAGAUAAAGAAUAUCUAGACUAUCACAUGAAAAAUAAAGAAUAUCUAGACGAUCACAUGACAGAUAAAGAAUAUCUAGACUAUCACAUGAAAGAUAAAGAAUAUCUAGACGAUCACAUGAAAGAUAAAGAAUAUCUGGACUAUCACAUGAAAGAUAACGAAUAUCUGGACUAUCACAUGAAAGAUAAAGAAUAUCUGAACGAUCACAUGACAGAUAAAGAAUAUCUAGAUGAUCACAUGACAGAUAAAGAAUAUCUAGACGAUCACAUGAAAGAUAAAGAAUAUCUAGACGAUCACAUUGAAGAUUAA